AUGGGAAAAGGAGACGCCUCCGAAUCCUGCAACUUCCUCCCACUGGAAAAACAAUACCUAGUAAUGUGUGGCAUCCUCUGCCUCUGGUGUGCCACCUCCCUAGCCUACACAGAUGCAGACAAGGACGCCGAGUGCCUCCUUUCUUCACUGUCUCUUCUCCACCCUCCACAGAUGGUGACCAGAGGGUUGAGACACACGCAGGUUGGCAAGCACAAAUCGAAUGGACUCUGA
Laccaria bicolor S238N-H82 is the source of this 231-nucleotide messenger RNA. RefSeq lists its product as uncharacterized. The transcript is spliced from 2 exons. Bases 1 to 231 code for a protein of 76 amino acids. NCBI's taxonomy places the organism in Eukaryota, Fungi, Basidiomycota, Agaricomycetes, Agaricales, Hydnangiaceae. The record is from RefSeq and is a predicted model, not a curated record.